UCUCGACAUUCUCACGACCAUAGUUCGAUCCUCUCAACCAUGUUUUCUCCCCCGACGUCCACCGAGGACUGGGAUCUUGAAUAUGGCGACUAGGCUUAUACGAAAACCGCUGGCCUGCGGUGGCUUUCUACUAUCUGGUUGGCACAUUGAACCACUCAUGGCGAAGUGUCGACUUUACACCUCCGAUCGAUCCCCCGAAGCUUCCGAAGCUCCUACUCCCGAUGCAAGCGAUAACACACCAGAGAAGGAGAAGGGCGCCAUGUCGCGCAAGCUCGAGGAAGCUACAGAGGAAGCUCUUUUGACUGGUGGGCGGCGCGGGCGUCAAGCUAUCGAAGAUGCUGGGUUCUCUGAAGAGCUGAAACAGCGGCUUCUCGAUAAGGUCGAAACCGCCAAGUUUCGUUCCCAAUACGCAUCCGCUUUCGCUGAAGCUGAAAUGCCCGCAUCAGCAGGCGAGGGAACACGUUCAAUGGCCACUGCGCAGGCUUGGACGGGCGACGAGUCGCAAUCUGAUGCGGUCUUGCGAAUGCUCAGCGAUGCGAAGAAGCCUCUCAAGCCCGAGCUGCGGGGGCAGUUCCAGAUCCCGCCCGUCGACAUGCGAAUGCGAAAGGACCCAAAGAUCAACCCUAGUCAGCGGGCUGCUAACGCUCGCGAGAAGGCCUCGACGUAUACAGGACUGGGGUUCAAAGAGCAAAGCGGGCCGAGCGCCAAAGAACGCGAAGAAUUCAGGAAGGAGCUUCGAGAUCGCUUUGGGGCGGCAGCCAGAGCUGUACCGAAUACCAUAGCAGGCCUUGAGUCGCUAGCCAAUGAGAGAAUCGAAGACGCCAUUGCUCGUGGACAAUUCAAGAACAUCCCCCGCGGCAAGGGGGUUGAAAGAGACGCAAGAGCCGACAAUCCCUUUAUCGAUACCACCGAGUACAUAAUGAACAAGAUGAUCAAGAGGCAAGAGAUUGUGCCACCAUGGAUAGAGAAGCAGCAAGAGUUGGCAAAGACCGCCGGCGUGUUUAGAGCGAGGUUACGCAACGAUUGGAGGAGGCACGUGGCCAGGAUGAUCUCGUCAAAGGGCGGAAGCUUGGAAGAGAAGAUGCAAUUGGCCGAGGACUAUGCUCGUGCAGAGGAACGCCAUAACCCGCGCAAGAGGAACAGCGACAGUCUUUCGGUGCCCACCAAUGUGACGGGUGAUCCUGUCAUGGCGAAGGUGCAUCAACCGGUGGUCGAGGGCAACAGCACCGGCGAAUCCGGAGCAGAGGCAACAAAAGCGAAGCAUGUCCGGCCACCGCUACAACCAUUCCGUGACUCUGACUGGCUUGCAACUGAGAGCUCGUACAUGAAUCUCGCCGUCAACAACCUCAAUGCGAUCGCACGUUCCUAUAACCUUAUGGCGCCUGAACUGGCGAAGAAGCCAUAUUACUCCCUUGAGCGCGAGCUAAAGGCUUGUUAUGCCGAUGUCGCGCCACUUGUGGCGGAAACUAUUCGCGAGAGAGCCACCAGGCCGACAAAGACGUUGUUCGAUGCAGCAGGAGGCGGCCAAGUCACGGUCUUUGACCGAUUUAGCAAGGAGGGAACAUCGGCUAAGAUAUACGAUUCAAGGGCCCCUCACUAUGGCUUCAAGGAGAUGUGGAGGGAUCUUUUCAACUGAAAGGAGAUGUAUUUGUACGUCCGGCCUAAUACAAUGAGGUCAAUGAGUUCCAUAUGCCUUGGACUGGCCGCAAUCGACAACGGGAGUGGGAUGCGUAUCUCCAUCAUUGACGUCUCCUUCCCAACGCGACGGAAAUGUUAUGAACAUCCACCUGCUGAAAUUUAGCCUGCCUCCCGAAGUAUCAUUUGGCCCUGAUCGGGUCAUUGUGAAGAGCGAUUCUCAUCGUACGACCAGCUACCCCAACCGGGCUUGACAACAUGUAGCACUCGCUUUGUAUCGGAACGUUGAUGGAUUGCUGAGAACCUACGGGGGAAUAGGGUUAGCAUGGUCCGCUAACAGCCGGCGCCCAGUAUGUAUGCCCUCACAGUGAACUAUGCCAGCCUUAUUCUAUCUGGGUCAGCUACUCUCGUCGCUCAGUAACAGUCAAAGCCUUCAUGGUCAACUUCUCCCCCCCCCCCCCCCCCCCU
This is a messenger RNA of Colletotrichum godetiae, 2103 nucleotides long. RefSeq lists its product as uncharacterized. The record is from RefSeq and is a predicted model, not a curated record. The transcript has a single exon. The coding region runs from base 83 to 1636 and encodes 517 amino acids. Lineage: Eukaryota; Fungi; Ascomycota; Sordariomycetes; Glomerellales; Glomerellaceae.